Dromiciops gliroides (monito del monte) is the source of this 759-nucleotide messenger RNA. Its product is annotated as bombesin receptor-activated protein C6orf89-like. The record is from RefSeq and is a predicted model, not a curated record. Lineage: Eukaryota; Metazoa; Chordata; Mammalia; Microbiotheria; Microbiotheriidae. Gene Ontology annotation, cellular component: Golgi membrane; nucleolus.
AUGGAUUGCAUAUUAGAAGACAGAGAUCUUACUGCCAAUGAGCUCGGGAUCUAUUAUAAACUUUCAGAGACCAUCGAUUUAGUGAGGCAGACAGGACAUCAGUGUGGAAUGUCAGAGAAGGCAAUUGAAAAGUUUAUCAAACAGCUGUUAGAGAAGAAUGAACCUCAGAGGGGACCACCCCGACAUCCUCUGCUCAAGGUUGCUUACAAGGUCCUGAUCACACUGGGGUUAACCCUGCACACUACCUACUUUGUUAUUCAGCUCUAUAGCCCUUUACCACCUGAACCAGUGCUCUCUGGGGCUCACAGCUGCACACUGAUCCAUCAUAUCAGGCUAUUGUCCCUGCCCAUUGCCAAGAAGUAUAUGCUUGAAAAUAAGGAAUUUGUUCCUCUGUCUAAUUAUAAUGAGCCCCCAAGUGACAAUGGAUACCCAGCCUCAGCCUCCUCCGUCUCUGUCUUCUCCCCUGUAUAUACGUUCCUUCUCUCCCCUCAAAGCUUGGGCUCCCUGUGCCUCCGCACAAACCAAGCUAAUCCACAGGCUGCACUAGGGCUGUGCCCAGCGGGGCUCGAGGGGCCCCCCUGCUGCAUGCCUGGAACCUCUGCACAGUCUAUGCUAGGGCCUGGAAGGACAAGCCUGGGAUCUCCGGGGCAGCUCCCCUCAGGAUAUAGGGAGCUCGGGCUUUUCUCCCCCAGCUGUCUGACCUGGCAUCCCAUAAAUCCCAUGGGACUACAACUAGAAUCCAGGACUGUUGUUUUUUAG